Microthlaspi erraticum is the source of this 1095-nucleotide messenger RNA. The record is from the annotation of a GenBank genome assembly. NCBI's taxonomy places the organism in Eukaryota, Viridiplantae, Streptophyta, Magnoliopsida, Brassicales, Brassicaceae.
AUGGACAUCAAGUUCUGCAAGACCAACCUCCUCAUUGAACACAAGGAAUUGGAUGGGAAGUUCCAAUUCAAGUUCACACAUCCAUUGACUGGACUUUCCAAGCUUCUCCUGCCUAACCCAGAGCUCACCACAGUAGUCAGGGAUGAGAACAUCGAUUUCAGACCCCCUUUGUAUACACUAGUUGGGCAUGAGGAUGAUUUGCGAGAAGAGGAGCCUGAGCUCGAUCGAGUUGAGGAUCGAGCUGAGUCUCAAGCUGAAGAUCGAGUCCAGGAGAGUGCGGAUUUGGGUGAGCCUGAGUGCUAUUAUUUUGAGGAGUAUGAGGCUCCAAGGAUGAACCCCUCUGUUGUGGCUGCCCACAAGAGGAUUGGACUUCUCCAAAAGUUCAACAAAUGGCAAGGAAAGGCCAUUGAAAAGAUGCAAAAGUCCAUGGACAAGAUGGUGAGCAAGAUCAAGAGUUUGGAGAAGAAGGUUUCUGGUUCUUCAAGCAAGAAGAAGAAGGCACCCAUGGCCCCACUUUCCCUAGGAGUAGAUCACUCCUCACCACCCAAGGAGGCUCCCUGCCCAAGAGCCUCACAGAGCCUCUUCAUUCGAGCCAAGGGAAGGGAGAAGACAACUCGCAGAGAAGGAGGAAGAGCUCUAAGGCCAGACGCUCCAACUCGACCACCGGACUUGAUCGAGUCCAAACAGAGGAAACUCAACUCGAUCGAGCUGAGGGUCGAGUUGACCUGGAGGAGCCCCUGUUUGAGAACCCGGAUUCGAGUACGAUCCAACGCCCUACCAAGACUUCUCUCAGAGCCACUGGACCCUACAACCGCUUCGAGCAAGCACAGCUCCUCCAAGGCCAAGGGAGCCACACACACUUCGAUGAAGAAGAGGAAGAAGAGGAGCCGCAAGCUCGAUCGAGCGAGGUCUUUUGGAGCAUUCUGGAGCAUAUGGGACGAGAGGAGCAUGGAGGACUUGGCACAUGGACGCAGCUCAACUGGAUACGCAAAGGAAGAAGGAGGAAGCCAUCUUGAAGACCAGCUCGACCACCUACUCGACCAACCGGUCGAGUUCCUCAACUCGACCGGCCAAGCUUCAACUCGAUCGAGCUGA